AUGGAAAAGUUGUGCCUCACUCUAUACUUCUCCGCUUGCAAGCUGCGGCAUUACAUGUCAUCCUUUACUACUUGCAUCAUCGCUCAGACUGAUCUGGUAAAAUAUAUGCUGUCGCGACCUAUCCUAAGGGGACGCAUCGGCAAAUGGGUGCUUGCUCUGUUGGAAUUUUCGCUACAAUACAUCCUUCAGAAAGCAAUGAAAGGACAAGCCAUAGCGGACUUUCUGGGGCAUCACCCCAUGUUAGACGUUCUUGCGGUAAGAGACUUAGAAGUUGCUACUGAAACUGUAACUCGCCCGGAUCGAGCAUGCUUACCUGAGUACGCUAUGUUAUAUCAAGCCACAGUUUCACUCCAACCCUGGGUGUUAUAUUUUGAUGGCUCGAGAAAGGAGACACUGGCCGGAGCCGGGGUCGUCUUGGAAAAUCCAGCUGGUGAUCGUUUCUCUUAUUCCUUCAUGUUAGAGUUCCGGUGCACCAACAACCAGGCAGAAUAUGAAGCCCUUAUUAUUAGCCUAGAGGUGUUACUCGAACUGGGAGUCAGAGACAUCCAGGUACGCGGUGAUUCUUUACUCGUGAUCAAUCAGCUUCAUGUGGAAUACAGAUGCUCCAACUACUUGCUUGCACCAUAUUUGGAUCGCGCCCUUGAACUUCUGGCCCAAUUUGAAGAUGUGGAUUUGGAGUAUAUUCCUCGCGAGCGCAACUUCGCGGCCAAUGAACUUGCCCAAUUGGCUACCGGCGUUACUUUGAAGUAUGGGGUUCGCGAGCGAAUUCUCAAGGUUGAGCGACACACGCUGCCUUCGUGGCUUGCACAACCUGACCCACCAGAUGAGCCCACAGUGGCGGCUCUUGAUCCUAUUGAUGUGGAUUGGCGUGUCCCUUUAAUCGCUUACCUCACGUAG
Rosa chinensis is the source of this 897-nucleotide messenger RNA. RefSeq lists its product as uncharacterized. The coding region runs from base 1 to 897 and encodes 298 amino acids. The record is from RefSeq and is a predicted model, not a curated record. Gene Ontology annotation, molecular function: nucleic acid binding; RNA-DNA hybrid ribonuclease activity. The transcript has a single exon. NCBI's taxonomy places the organism in Eukaryota, Viridiplantae, Streptophyta, Magnoliopsida, Rosales, Rosaceae.